ACCAUUCAUGGCAAGCAUCAAAAGAUAUCAAGAAAUACACACACACUCUCUCUCUCAUACAUACUCUCAUUUUUGUAAGUUACAAAGAUGAAAGCCACAGUAGUGAUAAUCGGAGCAGGCCCUGCAGGUCUAGCUACCUCUGUCUGUCUAUCUUGCCAAUCAAUAACCAACAUACUUCUGGAAAGAGAAGAUUAUGCUGCUUCUCUAUGGAAGAAGCAUGCUUAUGAUCGAUUACAUAUGCAUUUAGCAAAAGAAUUUUGCCAGCUACCAUAUAUGCCUCACCAGUCUAAAACUCCAACUUUUAUGCCCAAAAACACAUUCAUCAACUACAUAGAUAACUACAUUUCAUUUUUCAAAAUAAACCCUAGUUAUAAUCGUUGUGUUCAAUGUGCAUUCUUCGAUAAAUCUUCACAGCAAUGGAUCGUAAAAGCCAAAAAUUAUAGUUCUGGUGAAAUUGAAAGUUAUUUUGCUAAGUUCUUAGUUGUUGCAACAGGUGAAAAUGACAAGAGUUUUAUUCCAAAUGUCCUUGGAAUGGAUAGUUUUCCUGGAGAAAUUAUUCAUUCUAGUCAGUAUAAAUCUGGUGCUGUAUAUAAUGGUAAAGAUGUCUUGGUUGUUGGCUCUGGCAAUUCUGGUAUGGAAAUUAGCUUUGAUCUUUCAAAUUAUGGUGCACGUACCGCGAUUGUUGUUAGAAGCUCAUUGCAUGUGGUUACAAGAGAAAUGGUGUAUUUGGGAAUGUUGUUGUUGAUCCACCUAAGCCUUCCUAUAAGAUUAGUGGAUGUUUUGAUCACUUUACUCUCAAAAAUAAUGUAUGGUAAUUUGUCCAAGUAUGGACUCUAUAGACCAUCCGUAGGACCAUUCACUCAUAAAUUUAUAUCGGGAAAAGCUCCGGUUAUUGAUGUUGGAACAAUCAAAAAGAUCCGUUCGGGGAAGAUUAAGGUUGUUCCUGCAAUUAAUAAUGUGAAUGGGAACAUGGUGGUGUUCGAUAAUGGCACCAAGCAACAUUUUGAUGUAAUAGUAUUUGCAACAGGUUUUAGGAGCGGCACGAAUGACUGGCUCAAGGAUUACCAUUACAUUUUCAACGAAGAUGGCAUGCCCAAAAAUCGAAUUCCUAACCAUUGGAAGGGUGAAAAUGGGAUCUAUUGUGUUGGAUUCGCAAGGAAUGGCCUUCCAGGAAUAUCGGUGGAUGCAAAGGCUGUAGCAGAGGAUAUUAAUGCGAUUUUAAGCAACCAAAUCAGUGAAUGAGAGGCUUAAGACAAGAGAAAUUUUAUUCUCAAUAUUGUUGUUGCUUUUUCUUAUUGGUUUUGUAAAAGUCACUUGUAAAUAUUUGCUACCUAUGGACUUCAAGUUUAAUAGAGUUUGUCGAAACAUAUGAGUUUCAAUAAGAUGCUUUGCAUGAAAUGCUUCUAAAUAUUCUUACUA
Ricinus communis (castor bean) is the source of this 1419-nucleotide messenger RNA. RefSeq names its product probable indole-3-pyruvate monooxygenase YUCCA10. Gene Ontology annotation, molecular function: N,N-dimethylaniline monooxygenase activity; NADP binding; flavin adenine dinucleotide binding. Lineage: Eukaryota; Viridiplantae; Streptophyta; Magnoliopsida; Malpighiales; Euphorbiaceae. The record is from RefSeq and is a predicted model, not a curated record. Bases 88 to 1242 code for a protein of 384 amino acids. The transcript has 4 exons.